Orycteropus afer afer is the source of this 1179-nucleotide messenger RNA. RefSeq names its product growth hormone secretagogue receptor (gene GHSR). The record is from RefSeq and is a predicted model, not a curated record. Gene Ontology annotation, biological process: G protein-coupled receptor signaling pathway; hormone-mediated signaling pathway. Lineage: Eukaryota; Metazoa; Chordata; Mammalia; Tubulidentata; Orycteropodidae. Gene Ontology annotation, molecular function: growth hormone secretagogue receptor activity. Gene Ontology annotation, cellular component: plasma membrane.
CAGCGCAGCCGCCUUCCAGAGCCCGGAGCGGGUAAAGCUGUGGAGGCAGUAUGUGGAACACGACGCCGAGCGAGGAGCCGGGGUUCAAUUUCACGCUGGCUGAUCUGGACUGGAACUCGCCCCUAGCCAACGACUCGCUGGAGGACGACCUGCUGUGGCAUUUCCCCGCGCCGCUGCUGGCUGGAGUCACUGCCACCUGCGUGGCGCUCUUCGUGGUGGGCAUCGCAGGCAACUUGCUGACCAUGCUGGUGGUGUCACGCUUCCGUGAGCUGCGCACCACCACCAACCUCUACCUGUCCAGCAUGGCCUUCUCCGACCUACUCAUCUUCCUCUGCAUGCCCCUAGACCUCGUCCGCCUCUGGCAGUACAGACCCUGGAACUUUGGCGACCUGCUCUGCAAACUCUUUCAGUUCGUCAGCGAGAGUUGUACCUAUGCCACGGUGCUCACCAUUACCGCGCUCAGCGUCGAGCGCUACUUCGCCAUCUGCUUCCCGCUGCGGGCCAAGGUGGUGGUCACCAAGGGCCGGGUGAAGCUGGUCAUCCUGGUCAUCUGGGCCGUGGCCUUCUGUAGCGCAGGCCCCAUCUUUGUGCUGGUCGGGGUAGAGCACGAGAACGGCACGGACCCGCGAGACACCAACGAGUGCCGGCCCACGGAGUUCGCAGUGCGCUCCGGGCUUCUCACGGUCAUGGUGUGGGUGUCCAGCGUCUUCUUCUUUCUGCCUGUCUUCUGCCUCACUGUGCUCUACAGCCUCAUCGGCAGGAAGCUGUGGCAGAGGAAGCGCGGCAAGGCGGCAGCGGGAGCCUCGCUCAGGGACCAGAACCACAAGCAAACCGUGAAAAUGCUGGCUGUAGUGGUGUUUGCUUUCAUCCUCUGCUGGCUGCCCUUCCACGUUGGUCGAUACUUAUUUUCUAAGUCCUUCGAUCCCGGCUCCCUGGAGAUUGCACAGAUCAGCCAGUACUGCAACUUGGUGUCCUUUGUCCUCUUCUACCUCAGUGCUGCCAUCAACCCCAUCCUGUACAACAUUAUGUCCAAGAAAUACCGGGUGGCUGUGUUCAGACUUCUGGGAUUCGAACCUUUCUCUCAGAGAAAGCUCUCCACUCUGAAGGAUGAAAGUUCUCGGGCCUGGACAGAAUCUAGUCUUAAUACAUGACCAAGCACGAAUCUGAGCAAAGUCAUCG